AUGUGCAACCAAGAAUCAGGGACCGGGACGACGAGUCUUCGUCGGAUGAGUGCUCGCCUCGGAUGCCGGACACCCCGACACCGUCUGGGAAGACAUCCUGUGUUGGAUGUCAAAACUGAGGGGCUUGAAUGUCAAGCUUUGGAGUACGAGAGCAAACCAGAUCCUGUUUUGCAUUCGAAAAGUAGCAUAAGAAGACCAUCUCGACUGCGCCCAAUGCUGACAUGAAAUCCUAUGCCAGUAAAUCGAACGGUCUCUCGAUCUACAUGAUGCUGAAUAACAUACUUGGUAUCCUCAACUCGACAUUGUCUCUCUUUUAUCCCCUACUUGCCACAUUCAAGGCACUAAAAACGUCGAACACGGAGGAACUGAGAGAAUGGUUGAUGUACUGGUCCAUCCUUUCUACCGUGAUGUUCAUCGAGUCGCUUUCACAUUCCGUCUUAGAGCUGAUUCCGGUAUAUGCAUCGACGAGACUCGUCUUUAUCCUUUACCUUCUCCUUCCCAAGGCGAGGGGCCAUCGUCGGUUGUUUGAGUCAUUUCUACGGCCCCUGCUCGAUUCUCAAGAGAAGCCGAUCGAGAGCAUGCUUCGAUUUGCCGAUGAUGGAGUCCAGAAAGUGGGGUCCUUUUGCUUGCAACAAGCUUGGAAUUUGUUAGCUACUCAGUGGCGCAACAAGCAGGCCGACAAGAGUGGAUAAUAUGGACAAAGAAGCGACGGUACUAUAUGGUAGCCGCAGUCAGGGCUAACCUCAUCACAUUCUGAUUUACAUACUACUAGUACAGUGCCGAGUACUUGAAGCAUUGUAACAUUUAUUUACUUGUAUCCUAUAAUGCUUUCUUAUGGU
Molecule: messenger RNA, 839 nt
Organism: Truncatella angustata
Lineage: Eukaryota; Fungi; Ascomycota; Sordariomycetes; Amphisphaeriales; Sporocadaceae
Product: TB2/DP1, HVA22 family-domain-containing protein
Exons: 1
Coding region: 222-692 (156 amino acids)
Source: RefSeq, a predicted model, not a curated record